Fusarium vanettenii 77-13-4 is the source of this 1410-nucleotide messenger RNA. RefSeq lists its product as uncharacterized. Gene Ontology annotation, cellular component: membrane. The transcript is spliced from 5 exons. Gene Ontology annotation, biological process: transmembrane transport. The record is from RefSeq and is a predicted model, not a curated record. The coding region runs from base 1 to 1410 and encodes 469 amino acids. Gene Ontology annotation, molecular function: transmembrane transporter activity. Lineage: Eukaryota; Fungi; Ascomycota; Sordariomycetes; Hypocreales; Nectriaceae.
AUGGAUGAGGCUGCACAGUGGCUUUCUCGCUGCGCUGACCUAGCACCUCUGACUCCUGAGGAGGAGAAGAAGACGCUGCGGAAGAUGGAUUGGAUUCUGUUGCCAAUGCUCUUCAUGACUGCCAAUCUCGGCGCAGUUGACAAGGUCGCCCUGAGCAAUGCUGCCAUCUACGGCCUAAAGGAAGAUCUCAAUCUCAAAGGCCAGCAGUAUUCUUGGGCCGGUUCCAUCCUGGCCAUUGGUGCCGUGGCUGGUAUGUGGCCAUCCAUGUACUUGGUCCACAGGCUGCCCUCAGCCAAGUAUCUGGCUUGCUGUUCUCUUUGCUGGUCUGCCAUGGCACUCAUCACGCCUGCGACUCACAACUGGGGCGGGCUGAUGGCCCUGCGGUUCCUCAUGGGUGCCCUCGAGGCUAUUAUUGUUCCCUCCAUCUCCAUCAUCAUUGCAGGAUUCUACAAGAAGUCUGAACAGCCCCCUCGCAAUGCCCUCGUAUUUGCAUCCGCAAGUUCCAUCCACAACGGCUUUUUGUCAUGGGCCCUCAGCCACAUUCCGGCCAGUGCGCCUCUCAGCUCCAUCUCAUUCGCUUGGUCCCUGUUCGUUCUGUGGUACCUCCCCGACACCCCUAUGAAUGCCAAAUUCCUGGACGAGCGACAGAAAUACCACAUCGUCCAACGCCUUGCCGAGAACCAGACUGGAAUUGCCAAUAGAAAAUGGAAGUGGUACCAAGCGCGCGAGGCUCUCUAUGAUCCCAGGACAUGGAUCUUGUUCUGCUUCAACAUCUCCAUCAACAUUCCCAACGGAGGACUCCAAACCUUCAGCAGCAUCAUCAUCAACAACCUUGGAUUCACGGAGCAGCAAACCUCGCUCCUCAAUAUGCCGACUGAUGUCGCAUUCACUCUCACGACCUUCUUCUGGUCCUGGGUGGCAGGAAAGUGGCACAACCGGCGUUGUCUCGCCAGUAUGCUGGCAUGCAUUAUUCCUAUUGCCGGUGCAAUCAUGGUCUACACGAUUCCAAGGGAAGAUAUUGGCCCUCAGAUGCUGGGGAUUUACAUGCUCUACACCUACUUUGGUCCUUACGUUGUUGGCAUUUCCCUGGCUCAGGCUAAUACAGCUGGUAGCACAAAGAAGAGUGUGCAGUAUGCUCUCCUUUACAUUGGUUACGCCGUCGGCAACCUCAUUGGGCCCCAGACCUUCCAGGAAUCCCAGGCUCCGGCAUACACUGGAGGAUUCGUCGCCAUGUUAGCGUGCUAUUGUAUUUGUGCCGGCCUGAUGGGACUUUACUGGGCCAUCUCAUUUGCACAGAACCGUAGACGUGUAGCCGCUGCCGCGGAGCAACGGAACGGAGAUUGUGACUUGGUGGGUUCAUUCGCCGACCGAACCGACUUUGAGCAAAAGACAUUCAUCUACACCACCUAG